UCAUAGACAUGUCCACGAGGUUCAGUCUCAUAUGGGACGUCUGGAGACAUGUGACAAACAGUCUGUACAUCUUGUGGAGAAUGAAAUUCAAGCAAGAAUAGACCAGAUCUUUAGUAACUUGGAGCGCUUGGAGAUCCUGUGUAGCAAAGAGCCUCCCAGCAAAAGGCAGAAUGCCAAACUCCGGGUAGACCAGCUGAAAUAUGACGUGCAGCAUCUACAGACGGCACUGAGGAAUUUUCAACAUCGGCGCUAUGCCAAAGAACAACAGGAGAGGGAACGUGAGGAGCUGCUGACACGGAGUUACACCACAAAUGAUUCAGAGACCUCAAUACACAUUGAUGAGACCCUUCAAUUUAACUCCUCUGUCCGUAACGCACACCAAGGCAUAGACGACCUCCUGGGGAGUGGUACCAGUAUACUGGAUGGGCUGAGGGACCAAAGGAAGACUUUAAAGGGGACCCAGAAGAAGAUCCUGGAUGUGGCCAACAUGCUCGGUUUGUCUAACACGGUUAUGCGGCUGAUUGAGAAGAGAGCAUUUCAGGAUAAAGUCAUCAUGAUUGGAGGCAUGAUUCUCACCUGUGUGGUCAUGAUUCUUGUCUUCAAGUAUUUGACAUGA
This is a messenger RNA of Staurois parvus, 616 nucleotides long. The record is from the annotation of a GenBank genome assembly. NCBI's taxonomy places the organism in Eukaryota, Metazoa, Chordata, Amphibia, Anura, Ranidae.